This is a messenger RNA of Mollisia scopiformis, 1521 nucleotides long. RefSeq names its product carboxypeptidase-like protein S1. The transcript has 6 exons. Gene Ontology annotation, molecular function: serine-type carboxypeptidase activity. Bases 1 to 1521 code for a protein of 506 amino acids. NCBI's taxonomy places the organism in Eukaryota, Fungi, Ascomycota, Leotiomycetes, Helotiales, Mollisiaceae. Gene Ontology annotation, cellular component: fungal-type vacuole. Gene Ontology annotation, biological process: proteolysis. The record is from RefSeq and is a predicted model, not a curated record.
AUGCAGCUGCAUCUCGUUACGUUUGCCGUAGGGCUUCUAUUCCAGGCUGUGGUCUCUGUUGCAGCUCCUCCAUCAGCACAAGAACUAGCAGCAUUUCUGCGGGGCAAGCGAUCAUUCGAGGAAAGAGAUGGCGUCAAACGAACCAUUUUCGAGCACAGGGCUACGAGCUCAAAGAUGGACUUUGUUGAGAAUUCGGGUGUUUGCGAAACGACGCCUGGAGUGAACCAGUACUCUGGAUAUUUCUCCGUUGGAGGGACCAAAAACAUGUGGUUCUGGUUCUUCGAAUCAAGAAAUGAUCCCAAAAAUGCACCUCUCGCAGUUUGGAUCAAUGGUGGACCUGGCUGCUCUUCCAUGAUUGGGUUGUUCGAGGAGAAUGGACCCUGCCAAUUCUACAAUGGCUCAAGCACUCCAUCACUGAAUCCAUACAGCUGGAAUGAGUACGCCAAUAUGCUCUACAUCGAUCAACCAGUCGGAGUCGGCUUCUCUUAUGAUUCGGCAGCUUCGGCACCAACUGUCGUCUCUGCUCCAUUUGUGUGGACCUUCAUGCAGGCUUUCUAUGCCCAGUUUCCUCAGUACGAGAAUCGUGACUUCGGCCUCUUUACCGAGUCAUAUGGAGGACAUUUUGGACCUGGUAAGUUUUCCCAGCUUUUCCACUUUUCCAAUUCAGCAAUAAAAGCUGGUUCUGUCACUGGGCAAAACAUUGACCUCGUUGCUCUAGGCAUCAACAACGGCUGCUACGAGCGUCUGAUUCUCGAAAAAUCCCAAAUCGAUUAUCUGUACUCCAACAGUUACUACCCUCUAAUCAACGCCUCGACCCACGCCUCACUGCUCCACGUCCUCGAAACGAAUGCCACCGCUCCCCUCGAAAAAUGCGCAAACGGCGGUACAGACGCAGAAUGCGUCUUCGCAAACGUAAACUGCAUCUUGAACGUCGACAAUCCGAUGGGCGAAGCUGCUGAUCCGAACUCCACGCUUGACUGGUAUGACAUCCGGCAACAUGGUAAUAAUACUGUUCCUCCGAGUACGUAUAUCAAUUAUCUGAGUGAUCCUGCCAUCAUGAAGGCCAUUGGGGCACAAAUCAACUAUACUGAAUGUCCGAAUCCGGCCCAUGAUUUAUUUUCCAGUACUGGCGAUCCAGAGGCACGAAGUCAAUUACCUGAGCUUUCGGCAGUUGUUCAAUCUGGCGUACAGACUGUGAUGUUUGCUGGAGACGCAGAUGUGGUAUGUAAUUGGUUUGGUGGUCUUGUAGUGGCCGACUCGCUGGACUGGCAUGGGAAAAAGGAGUUUGGCAGUAAGAAGGUGGAAAACUAUACUGUCGAUGGAGCUGUAGGAGGAACCUUCAAGAAUGUCGAUAAUCUGAGCUGGUUGAGAGUGUUCAAUGCUGGGCAUGAAGUCCCAUACUUCCGUAAGUGGCCCUGGAUCGAAGAGAUGAGAGUAGUGCUAACAGUGCAUGUAGAGCCAGCUUUAGCGUUGCAGGUCUUCAAGCAGACGAUGCAGAAGAAAGCAUUGCGGCACACUUAA